AUGGACUUGAACUCAGUGCAAGAUCUCAAGGAUGUGCUCCGACCUGACUUCUUCCACGGCUACGCCACAGCAGCAGCCCAAAUAGAAGGCGCCUGGGACAAGGACGGUAAGGGCGUAUCCAUCUGGGAUACAUUCGGCCACACGCCGGGCAAAAUCGCCGAUGGAAGCACAGCCGACGACGCCGUCCGGGCUUACGACUUCUACCGCGAAGAUGUGGCGCUCAUGAAGUCAUACGGCGUAAACGCCUACCGCUUCUCCUUAUCCUGGUCCCGCAUCAUCCCCCUCGGCGGCUGCGACGACCCCGUCAACGAGCAAGGCAUCAAAUUCUACUCCGAUCUCAUCGACGAACUCCUCCGCAAUGGAAUCACCCCCUUCCUCACUCUCUUCCACUGGGAUAUCCCUCAGGCCCUGGAAGAUCGGUACGGAGGCAUGUUGAACCAGGACGCCUACACGCCGGACUUUGUGCGCUACGCCCGCGUCUGCUUCGAGCGAUUCGGAGACCGCGUCAAGCACUGGAUUACAUACAACGAGCCGGGAGUCUAUACACUCGCCGGGUAUGCAGCGGGUGUGCACGCGCCAGGCAGAUCGUCCUUCCGUGAGCGCAAUGCGGAGGGCGAUUCGUCCACCGAGCCGUUCACUGUCGCGCACACUGAGCUCGUCUCCCACGGCCAUGCAGUGCGCUUGUACAGAGAGGAGUUCCAGCCCCAGCAGAAGGGAACUAUUGGUAUCACACUACAUGGUAACUGGUCCGAGGCGUGGGAUGAGGAGGACCCGCGUGACCAGGAGGCUGCGGAACGUGCACGCGAGUUUGAGAUCGCUUGGUUUGCAGAUCCGUUGUACAAAACGGGUGAUUAUCCUGCGUCGAUGCGGGCACAGCUCGGUGACCGAUUGCCGAGGUUCACGGAGGAGGAAUCGAAGCUUGUGUUUGGGAGCUCGGAUUUCUAUGGCAUGAAUAGCUACACAACUUUCUUCGUGAAGCAUACGACAUCUCCGCCUGAUAUCAAUGACCACAAGGGUAACGUGGAGAUUUUCGAUGAGAAUAAGCAAGGCGUGUCUCGCGGAGAGGAAAGUGAUACCCCGUGGCUACGGGCGGCACCCGGAGGAUUCAGGAAGUUGUUGAACUGGAUCUAUAAACGAUACCAGAUGCCAAUUUACAUCACUGAGAAUGGCACCACUGCCAAGGGUGAAACGGCCCCCACGCCCGAGGUUCUUAAUGACGAGUUCCGCAUCAAGUUCUUUGACGGCUAUGUCGGCAAUGCGCUGGCGCGGGCUGUGAAGGAAGACGGCGUUGAUAUCCGGUCUUACUUUGCUUGGACAUUCACUGAUAAUUGGGAAUGGGCCGCUGGGUAUGCGGAUCGCUUCGGCUCUACAUUUAUCGACUUCGAGUCCGAAGAAAAGACUCGGUAUCCCAAGCAGUCUGCCUAUUACCUGGACAAGUUGUUCAAGCAUUUGAUUAAAGACGCAUAG
Penicillium samsonianum is the source of this 1467-nucleotide messenger RNA. RefSeq names its product glycoside hydrolase family 1 protein. Gene Ontology annotation, molecular function: beta-glucosidase activity. Gene Ontology annotation, biological process: carbohydrate metabolic process. The transcript has 2 exons. The record is from RefSeq and is a predicted model, not a curated record. NCBI's taxonomy places the organism in Eukaryota, Fungi, Ascomycota, Eurotiomycetes, Eurotiales, Aspergillaceae. Bases 1 to 1467 code for a protein of 488 amino acids.